CCCAGAUUCAUGCGAUAUUCACAGCUGUCCAUGUUUCUGGGCAUCACGUCUUUCGGAGGAAUCAUUGAAGAUUGUGCCGCUCUCCUGGGUAACGAGUGUCCAUACUCCAUUCUUCAUGCGGACCAAUUCCCAUUGACAAUUUUGCCGUCAAUCUCACCUUGUGACUUUCACAAUCUAAACAGGUACAUUUGUCCCCUCUGAUGCACCAGACUUCUGAGCUUUGUUUAAUCACCAGACUUCUGAGCUUUGUUUAAUCGCAUCAUUGGGGUUUAUGCUGAUGCUCAUCUCACAUGAUAUAAUAUGAACUGGAUUGUCGCCAUCCAGCAUGUGGACUUGAGAAUUUUUAAUCUUACUCAAAAACCACCACAUGGUUGUCUUGUUGAACCCAAUUCUUGGUCAAUGCCUGCCUCCAUGAAGGCCAAGUUGUAGUCCACCAUUUCUGUCUCCUGAGCAAUCUCACACCUCCUUCCUCCUCUCUGAGGUGCCAUGAGGUCGUCGACGGUGACAAGGACGGUGUUGGUCGCCGCCGUGCUACUUCUUGUCGUCGCCGUCCGGGAUGGCCGUUGCGCGCAAUUGUGCAUGGACUCUUCGUUCCCGAGGACGGUCAAUGGGUCCCUCUCCUUCUGCGGUUACAACGGCACCGCCUGCUGCAACGCAACGGACGACGCCGCUGUCCAGAGGCAGUUCGCGGCGAUGAACAUCUCCGGCACGCCGUGCGGCGACAUCGUCAAGAACAUCCUUUGUGCGAGAUGCAACCCGUACGCCGGCGAACUGUUCACCGUCACGACGAGCCCGCGGACGGUGCCGCUGCUAUGCAGCUCCACCGUCGUGUCGAGCCGGCUCAGCACCAAGCCCGCGGCGACGAACUACUGCGCGCAGGUGUGGGACACCUGCAAGGACGUGCGCAUCACGGGGUCGCCGUUCCAGCCGCCCAAGGGCGGCGCGCCGGCGCCGCGGCUCACCGACGUGUGGCAGUCCGUGAGCGACUUCUGCGGCGCUCUGGGCGGCACCGGCAAGACUCCCUGCUUCGACGGCGAGGGCGCGGCGUUCAACUCUAUCCGCCCCGCGCUGCCGCUGAACGGCAUGUGCCUGGAGCGGAUCGGCAACGGCUCUUACCUCAACAUGGCGGCGCACCCUGACGGCUCCAAUCGCGUGUUCCUGAGCAACCAGGCCGGCAAGGUGUUCCUCGCCACCGUGCCGGCGCAGGGCUCCGGCGAGAAGCUGCACCUGGACGUGGCGAACCCGUUCCUCGACAUCACCGACGAAGUCCACUUCGACAACGAGUUCGGCCUCCUGGGCCUCGCCUUCCACCCAGACUUCGCCACCAACGGACGGUUCUUCGUCUCCUACAGCUGCGACAAGACGCAGUCGGCGUCGUGCGCCGGCCGCUGCGCGUGCAACUCCGACAUCGGCUGCGACCCGGCCAAGCUCGGCGCCGACAACGGCGCGCAGCCGUGCCAGUACCAGAGCGUCAUCGCCGAGUACACCGCCAACGCCACCUCCGGCACGCCGGCGACGGCAACCGCGGCGAGACCGUCGGAGGUGAGGAGGAUCAUGACACUGGGGCUGCCGUUCACGACGCACCACGGCGGGCAGAUCCUCUUCAGCCCGGGGGACGGCUACAUGUACUUCAUGAUGGGCGACGGCGGCAACGUCGGCGACCCGUGGAACUUCGCCCAGAACAAGAAGACGCUGCUCGGCAAGAUCAUCCGAAUCGACGUCAACACCAUGACAACUGGCAACGCCACUUCUGGCUGGGGAAACUACGGCAUCCCCAAGGACAACCCCUUCUCCGUUGAUCCCAGGUUUGCUCCGGAGGUCUUCGCCCUCGGCUUCAAGAACCCGUGGCGGUGCAGCUUCGACUCCGGCAAGCCGUCCGACAUGUACUGCGCCGACGUUGGCCAGGCGGUGUACGAGGAGGUGGACCUGGUGAUCAAGGGCGGCAACUACGGGUGGCGCGUGUUCGAGGGCACCCAGCCAUACACGCCGCUGUCCAGCCCCGGCGGCAACACCUCCGCCGACUCCAUCAACGCCAUCGGCCCCGUCAUGGGCUACACCCACAACUCCGUCAACAACAACGUCGGCUCCGCCUCCAUCACCGGCGGCUACGUCUACCGCUCCAUGACCGACCCCUGCCUCAACGGCAGGUACCUGUACGCCGACCUGUACGCCAAGUCGAUGUGGGCGGGGAUCGAGACGCCGGAGGACAGCGGCGUGUACAACGUAACGUCGCUGACAUUCAGCUGCUCCAAGAACUCGCCGAUCCCGUGCGACGUCGCGGCGGGGAGCGCGCUGCCGUCGCUGGGCUACAUCUUCUCCUUCGGCGAGGACAACGCCAAGGACGUGUACCUGCUCACCAGCAAGGGCGUGUACCGGGUGGUCGACCCCGCCGAGUGCAGCUACGCGUGCCCCAUCAAGAGCUCGGCCGGCGCGGGCUCGCCGCCGCCUGGCGCCGCGCCGAGCUCGACGUUCAGGGCGCACGCGCCAGCGCUGGCGACGCUGCUGGCGGGAGUGCUGCUCGCGUUGCUGAGUUUGAUGAGCGUUUGAGAAGUGUUGUCUUGAGUUGAGAAGGGUUUUGUUAAUUGUCAGGUGGUUGUGAUAAUAUGUAUGAUAAUUUUUUUAUAAUAAAAAUUUUAUUAACUCUC
Messenger RNA from Phragmites australis (common reed), 2645 nucleotides. RefSeq names its product HIPL1 protein-like. NCBI's taxonomy places the organism in Eukaryota, Viridiplantae, Streptophyta, Magnoliopsida, Poales, Poaceae. The record is from RefSeq and is a predicted model, not a curated record. The transcript is spliced from 8 exons. The coding region runs from base 487 to 2547 and encodes 686 amino acids.